Messenger RNA from Triticum dicoccoides, 1040 nucleotides. Its product is annotated as oxygen-evolving enhancer protein 2, chloroplastic. Gene Ontology annotation, biological process: photosynthesis. The record is from RefSeq and is a predicted model, not a curated record. The transcript is spliced from 3 exons. Gene Ontology annotation, molecular function: calcium ion binding. Gene Ontology annotation, cellular component: photosystem II oxygen evolving complex; photosystem II; extrinsic component of membrane. Bases 63 to 842 code for a protein of 259 amino acids. NCBI's taxonomy places the organism in Eukaryota, Viridiplantae, Streptophyta, Magnoliopsida, Poales, Poaceae.
CACACCAUACCCACGCCACUCACGCACAGUCCUGCCUAAGCUAAGCUAAACAGCAGCGAGCAAUGGCGUCCACCUCCUGCUUCCUCCACCAGUCCACCGCGCGCCUGGCCGCCUCGGCGCGCCCUGCGCCCGCCGUCGGGCGCACCCAGCUUUUCGUCUGCAAGGCGCAGAAGAAUGACGAGGCUGCAUCUGACGCUGCCGUCGUCACCAGCCGGCGCGCCGCGCUGUCCCUCCUCGCCGGUGCCGCCGCCAUCGCCGUCAAGGUCUCCCCCGCCGCCGCCGCCUACGGAGAAGCAGCCAACGUGUUCGGCAAGGCGAAGAAGAACACGGACUUCGUGGCGUACAGCGGCGAGGGGUUCAAACUGAUGAUCCCGGCCAAGUGGAACCCCAGCAAGGAGCGUGAGUUCCCUGGGCAGGUGCUCCGCUACGAGGACAACUUCGACGCCACCAGCAACCUCUCCGUUAUAAUCAACCCCACUACCAAGAAGACCAUCACCGACUACGGUUCCCCUGAGGAGUUCCUCUCCCAGGUCGGCUUCCUCCUCGGCCAGCAGUCCUACGGUGGCAAGACCGACUCCGAGGGUGGGUUCGAGUCAGACGCUGUGGCGACGGCGAACGUGCUGGAGAGCUCGGCGCCGGUGGUGGACGGUAAGCAGUACUACAGCAUAACGGUGCUCACGAGGACCGCGGACGGAGACGAGGGAGGGAAGCACCAGCUCAUCACCGCCACCGUCGCCGACGGCAAGCUCUACGUCUGCAAGGCGCAAGCCGGAGACAAGAGGUGGUUCAAGGGCGCCAAGAAGUUCGUCGAGAACGCCGCAGGAUCCUUCAGCGUCGCAUAAAUAUACACGACCGACCGGCGAGUUUAAUGGAAAUUUCCUCAGGGAUGCACCGUGUAGAGACCGAUCGAGGGCAUGCAUGUGUGUUUCUUUGAUUUGUACAUGAGGAUGGAUGAACUAAGAGGUCGAUUUCCCUCAAGGAUUCAUGUGUGCACAAUGAUUAAGAAAUCUUAGUAAUAAUGUUUCAUUUUUGUAUCUCCU